Messenger RNA from Meriones unguiculatus (Mongolian gerbil), 4040 nucleotides. It is a transcript of the gene Slc7a6, whose product is annotated as solute carrier family 7 member 6. The transcript has 12 exons. Gene Ontology annotation, molecular function: L-amino acid transmembrane transporter activity. Gene Ontology annotation, cellular component: membrane. The coding region runs from base 353 to 1900 and encodes 515 amino acids. The record is from RefSeq and is a predicted model, not a curated record. Gene Ontology annotation, biological process: amino acid transmembrane transport. NCBI's taxonomy places the organism in Eukaryota, Metazoa, Chordata, Mammalia, Rodentia, Muridae.
CGAGCGGCUGCGAGUGACGUGGCGUGGGCGGGGCCUGAGCGGCUGCGGCGGCCGCGCGCCCGAGCAUCCUGGCAGCCCCCGGCCACGAGGAGGUAACUGGCGUGGGGAGAGAGGAGAGAUUGAAUGGCCAAAACAGAGAAGUCGAAUUAGUCCUUGCUGUGAGGAAUUAUUUUCUUGGUACCCGACUCAUUUGUGAUGAAACAACUCGAAAAGCUGUGAAUUUUCACUUAGUUUGGACAGGGCAGGAUGUCACAAUUCCACACUGACUUUGAAUGGAGAUCCCCUUGUUUCAGCCUCACAAGUGCUGGAAAUAUAGGCCACAGUAAACACAGGUGUACAGGAUCCAUUUACCAUGGAAGCCAGGGAGCUUGAUUGCCCCACACCCACGUACCAUCUUCUCCCCAAGGCCAGCCAGCACACUGUAAAAGAAGAUGCCAGCUCACCAUCUCAAGGGUCUCCAGAAACUAUGCAGCUGAAGAAGGAGAUCUCCUUGCUGAAUGGGGUCAGCCUGGUGGUGGGCAACAUGAUUGGCUCAGGGAUCUUUGUCUCACCCAAGGGUGUUCUAAAAUAUACUGCUUCCUAUGGGCUGUCUCUAGUUGUGUGGGCCAUUGGUGGGCUCUUCUCUGUUGUGGGUGCCCUUUGUUAUGCAGAACUGGGGACCACUAUCACCAAGUCAGGGGCCAGCUAUGCAUAUAUUCUAGAGGCGUUUGGGGGCUUCAUCGCCUUUAUCCGUCUGUGGAACUCACUUCUAAUUGUUGAGCCAACCAGUCAGGCUGUCAUCGCCAUCACCUUUGCCAAUUAUAUCAUCAAGCCCUCCUUCCCCACCUGUGAUCCUCCAUAUGUGGCCUGCCGUCUCCUUGCUGCUGCCUGUAUAUGUCUGCUGACAUUUGUGAACUGUGCCUAUGUCAAGUGGGGCACACGAGUACAAGACACAUUCACGUAUGCCAAGGUCCUGGCACUCAUUGCUAUCAUUGUCAUGGGCCUUGUUAAACUGUGCCAGGGACACACUGAGCACUUUCAGGACGCCUUUGAGGGUUCCUCGUGGAAUAUGGGAAACCUCUCUCUUGCCCUGUACUCUGCCCUCUUCUCUUACUCAGGUUGGGACACCCUUAAUUUUGUAACAGAAGAAAUCAAAAACCCAGAAAGAAAUUUGCCCUUGGCCAUUGGGAUUUCUAUGCCAGUUGUGACACUUAUCUACAUCCUGACAAACGUGGCCUAUUACACAGUGCUAGACAUUCAAGAUGUCCAUAACAGUGAUGCUGUAGCUGUGACAUUUGCUGACCAGACAUUUGGCAUGUUCAGCUGGACCAUCCCCAUUGCUGUUGCUCUGUCCUGCUUUGGGGGCCUAAAUGCAUCCAUCUUUGCUUCAUCAAGGUUGUUUUUCGUGGGCUCCCGUGAGGGCCACCUCCCGAACUUUCUGUCCAUGAUCCACAUUGAGCGCUUUACACCUGUACCUGCUUUAUUGUUCAAUUGCACCAUGACACUCAUCUACCUCAUCGUAAAGGAUGUUUUCCUGCUCAUCAACUACUUCAGCUUCAGCUACUGGCUCUUUGUCGGCUUGUCUGUUGUUGGACAGCUCUACCUUCGAUGGAAAGAGCCUGACUGGCCUCGACCUCUUAAGCUGAGCCUCUUUUUUCCCAUCGUGUUCUGCAUAUGCUCCUUGUUUCUGGUGGCCGUACCCCUCUUCAGUGACACCAUCAAUUCCCUCAUUGGCAUUGGGAUUGCUGUCUCUGGGGUCCCUGUCUACUUCAUGGGUGUUUAUCUGCCAGAGUCCCGAAGGCCACUCUUUAUUAGGAAUGUUCUGGCUGCUGUUACCAGAGUUACCCAGAAGCUUUGCUUUUGCGUCUUGACUGAGCUAGAUGUAGCUGAAGAGGAAAAUGUUGAGAGGAAAACUGACUAGUAGCCAGAGAUGACAUUCCCUGAAGUCCAAAAAGCUGUGACCACAGCCACCAAAGACCAGUUACCUAACCCUUCUGAAUUAAAGGAGCUUGUUGGCCCACAUUCUGUAAGGGGGCUCAGGGCCAAUGCUCUCUCAUUGGUAAGCUGUGGGAAGAGACUGAUCAGGCCAGCCUGAAGAUGGGGACUUCAGUGGGAGGGAAAUGGGGAUGGGGAAGGGUUGGUUUAGUUUUAUUUCAGGUGAGUAGGUAUGGACCUGUUGGUAAGUUGUCCUGAGCAAAGAAAGGAUGUUAAGUUGACAGUUAAUGGUUCAUGAUUCACAGCUAUUUGCAGUUUAAACCAUAAGUCUACAGUGGGGCUUCUUCAUGGGAAGUUUUCCUCUGACCAAGUCCAGCUUCUUGAUUUUUAGAGGCCGGAAUGUUACUGUUUCUUCCUGUGACUCAAAAUUCUUUCUUAGGGAGAGCAUUGUUUUUUGUUUUUUUGGGUAGCAAGAGCAGCAAGGCUUCAUUUAUCUGACAUGGGAUCAAUGUACCUCUUUUCCUGAAUUCCACAAGAGGGACAUCACUCCCUUUUCUGGAACUUCACUUUCAAGGCAAACAAUAAGCUUGAUGGAAGACUUAUCAGGGUCUAGGAAUGAAGAUCCUCCUGUUGAGGACUUCUCAUUUGUGGGUCCGAAUGUUGGGGUAUCCUUGGGUUCUCAUUGUGUACAGAAUAUCCAUCUCCUUGAGGAGUUGCUGCCUGUCUGUUUGACUUUGCUCAGAUCAUAUUAGCAGUAUAGUCAGAAUCCUUAGGCAAGAGGGUGAGCUUCUGGCUUAUCAAGGAAUUUGUCCUGGCCACUUGAUUGUGCCCUUCCUAGCUGAUCCAUGGUGCUGUGGAGCCCUUGAAACAAGGGCUGAGAGAAAACCUCACCACUCCAGCUGAAUGGAGCAUCUCUGCUACUACCUGGACAAGCCACUAUUGUCACCAAAAACCAAUCCGUACAUUUCAUAAUUUUAUUGAUAUUUACUUCAGGACACCAGUUGUAGCAAACCAUUAGUGAUCAUUUGUCUACAGAUGGCAUAAGUGAAUUGUGUUUGAAGAAAAAGUACCUUAGCUAGGCUGGUAGUGCACACCUCUAAUCUGAGCACUUGGCAUGGGGAGCCAGGAGGAGUUCGAAUGUGAGGCUAGCGUAGGCUGCAUAGUGAGUUCCGGGUAGCCACUCUGGGCUAUAUAACAGUAUCCUGUCUCAUCAUGUACCUGUUACACGUUAAUGUAUAGAUAAGUCACAUGUUCCUAUCAUCUGUCUCAGACCCAGCAAGGACAGAUGAGUGAGUUUUUGAGUCAGAAGUCUGGUAAUACUGCUAUUUUAAAGGAUAAUCCUUUGUUUUUUAUUAAGACCAUAGGUCUUUGUUCUAGUUGAUAGAAAAUAAAAUUUUGGAUCUCUGGUAUGAACUGUAAGAGGCCUGGAAUGUUCUGGAAUUCAGGUAGAUCACCUUGAUCUAUCAGUUGUCACUGUACCAGGAGAACAUCUCGUGGAUUCAAGUCAUCCAAAUAGCUUGUUCUCUUCAAGGGCCUGUGUGAGGGUUUGCUGUGUAUAGACUCAAGCAAACCCACUCUGGUCAUUAACUUUCUGAAAGCCACAGGGCCCCAGGCUUUGCUCACACUCUGAACCAUCUUGGGCCGUGGGACAGUACACCUGCUUGCCUUCUCUUGUUCAAGGGCUGGUGAGAUUGAGUCCCAAAUGUGCUUGGUACUUGUGCAUCUGCUAUUUUCUCCCUGUGAAGAUUGAUGGAGACUGUAGGAGAGAAAACAACUUUAACAUCAGUCUGACUUCUGGAAAAGGAUGGAAGGAUGGAAACAGCUAAUUCUGGUUAUCAGGCUAGGCUGAGUUGAGGCCAAAACAACAGACUUCGAUUUUGCUUGUGGGCAAUAUGUCUACAUUGGAUUGUACAACUAUCUUGAUAUAUCAUCUUGGACACAGAAGAACCUGCUGUUUUGACAUGGACAUUUGAUCUUUAAGUUUUGGAAUUUGUGAACAAUACAAAUAAUAACUGAGACAGUCUCCUCUUCUGAUCCUUUUUAUUUACCAAACUGGCCCAAAAAUGCACAGGAGUCAACCUUGGAUAUCUGCUUGCUCAAUAAAGACCUAGGGGAGUGUGAUCAUA